This is a messenger RNA of Striga asiatica, 1085 nucleotides long. The record is from the annotation of a GenBank genome assembly. NCBI's taxonomy places the organism in Eukaryota, Viridiplantae, Streptophyta, Magnoliopsida, Lamiales, Orobanchaceae.
AUAUAUAUAUAUAUAUAUAUAUNUCGGUGGGCAGUCUAAUUUUAUCGCUUUGUAUUACAGUCAUAUAAAUGGCAUCCGUCGUUUUAUCCAAAGCCCUCUUUGCCCGUCGUGUCCGUCGAAGCUUAUUUACAUGUUCACCUAGACCAUUCUUGCAGAAAUCCCAAUUAUCGCCCUCUGUCGCACCGAUUCUUGAUAUGUUGUGGACCUGUGGUUUUCUUGUGAAAAGCUUUGCUGGUUGUCAGCUUCGCAAAGUGGAUAAUGAAGCACAUGAAGUAAAGAGGCCUUUCCACUUGUGGCCAUUUUCCUCCCAUUCGGCAUAUAAAAUUGCAAGAUGCAUUUGCCGUAGCAUGUCUUCAUCAGCAGUUGCAUCACAGGCCUCAUACUCUUUGCAUUCCUUGUCGAUUAAUGAGCCUGUUGUCUCAGUUGACUGGCUCCAUGCCAAUCUCCGAGAGCCCGAUGUGAAGGUGCUGGAUGCAUCAUGGUACAUGCCCGAUGAAAAGAGAAAUCCACUUCAAGAGUAUCAGGUUGCACACAUUCCCGGUACACUUUUCUUUGAUGUCGAUGGCAUAGCAGAUCGCACCACAAAUUUGCCACAUAUGCUGCCAUCAGAAGACGCAUUUGCUGCUGCUGUUUCUGCUCUUGGCAUUGACAAUAAAGAUGGCCUUGUGGUUUAUGACGGAAAGGGAGUUUUCAGUGCAGCUCGUGUUUGGUGGAUGUUUCGAGUUUUCGGGCACGACAGGAUUUGGGUUUUGGAUGGAGGGCUCCCGAGAUGGCGUGCUUCGGGAUAUGAUGUCGAAUCGAGUGCUUCGAGUGAUGCUAUCUUGAAAGCUAGUGCAGCAAGUGAGGCGAUUGAGAAAGUAUACCAAGGACAACGGGUUCAGAAAAAUAUUGAGGAGCAAACACAUCAGCAUGUUGAUGCUCGCUCAAAAGCUAGAUUUGAUGGGGUGGCACCGGAGCCUCGAAAAGGAAUAAGAAGUGGCCAUGUUCCAGGAAGUAAAUGUGUCCCCUUUACCCAGAUGUUAGAUGGCUCACAGACACUCUUGCCAGCUGACGAACUCAAAAAGAAAUAUGAAGAAGCAGGUUAG